GACCCACCGGACGUGCGGGCGUCAUUAGACGGCGGCGGCGGCGCCUCGAGUGUGCGCAGAGAGGGUUGCUCGCUCGCUCACCCGGCUGCCGCCCCCAGUGACGGUGCGGUCAGGACCGACGCACGGUGGAAGUGGUGCGCGGGUUUUCAUGUGAGCGCUGAGGAGCGGUUGCCGAGUUUCUGGUGGAGCGAUUGUUGGGAUGCUGGCGGAGCGUUGCUGAGUUGCUGGCGGAGCGGCUGCUGAGUUGCUGGCGUACCGGUUGCUGAGUUGCUGGCGAAACGGUUGCUGAGUUGCUGGCGGAGCGGUUGCUGAUUUGCUGGCGAAGCGGUUGCUGAGUUGCUGGCGGAACCUGGCUUGAGCCAAGACGCAGCUGGCGAUCGCUUGGAGCUGCGUAUAGAGGUGACGUCAGGAGUGUGCCGAAGCGAAGCCCGGGUCAGCCAUUCCCAGCAGCCUGCGAUGGUGCCGCGUCAUCCUGGCCAGCGCAAGCUCCAUGACCGCGCGCCUGUACCAGCCUGACGUAUUUAGGCGUGGCCGGCAACUCCCAGGGGCGUCAGCCUGCUGACACCCUGUGGAGACGUUCCUUCUGAAGUUGCCAACAUGGAGUGACCCAGAAGAAAUGGUCGGCAGUAAAGCGUGGGAUCGAGAGUCAACUGCGUUCAGAGACUGAAAAGGAAGCCUGCGCCUCCGGCCAACAUGAAUAUUCCUCUUCUGGGCCUCUUGCUGCUGUCGUGUAUGAACGAGGGUCGGCUGGGCGGCAGGGUCGGUGGGUCGGACCCACGGCCGAUCCGCCGGCGGCCCUACUUUGACCCAGCGACCCCGGCCAACGUGACGGCCGUGGCCGGCAAGGCGGCCUAUCUCACCUGUCGCGUCUGGGACAUCGGCAAUAAGACGGUGUCCUGGAUCCGACAUAGAGACCUGGCAAUACUCAGCUCGGGUCAGAAAACGUACGCCCACGACAACCGUAUCGUCCUGUACCACCAGCCGGACAGCAACGAGUGGGUGCUGAAGAUCAAGUACGUGCAGCCGAGGGACGCCGGAGUGUACGGGUGCCAGCUGCCGACCGCGCCGCUCAUCAGCCGGCCCAUCCGGCUGAAUGUCGUGGUGCCCACAGCUCGCGUCUUGGGCGAUGGCGAGAUCUACGUGGACGUGGGCAGUACACUGAAUCUCACCUGCACAGUAUCGCACAGCCCUGAACCCAUCGAGUUCAUCUUCUGGUACCACGACCGGGCCGUGAUCGACUACAACACGCCGGCGGGGCGAGUCACGGUCACGAUGGAGCGCGCGAGCACCACCGACUCGCACCUGACCAUCCGGGGCGCCCGCUCGGAGGACUCCGGCAUCUACACCUGCAGCCCCUCCAACGCCGACCCUGCCAGUGUCAAGGUGCACGUGCUGAAAGGGGAAAAGCCCGCUGCGAUGCAAACCAACCGCUGCCCGAGCCUGGCCGCCUCGCUGGCUCUGCUGCUGCUCCAGAUCGUCGGCGGGUUCCUCCUCUGAGAGAGGACGGCACCCUCGCCCGUCUCCGACGCGUGGGUAGAGGCUGUGUGGGCCAGCGGGGGCGGCCACGGCCGCGGCGGGGCGGCGGCGGCGGCCCGCUGCCAAACGCCGUCUGGGCGGGGCCUGCGCCAGUGGGGAAAACUGGUGGUCUCAUGGGUGGCGGCGGACUCCGCGAGGACGGCCUUUCUGCAGACGAUAUGUGGAGGACGAACGGAAGCGCGCGUACCUGCGGACUACGACGAGGAACGGCGGAGAGGAUUCUUGGUGAGGAGGCCUCUGAUGGGAAGACUCAUAAUGAGGACACCCGACGAGUGGACUCGCGGUGAGAGCCCAUUCAUUGUGAGGGGUAGCUGCUCUAGUCAUACGAUGACUCUUCGGACACUGGCCACAGUCGCUGAGCGCUGCGGCAUUUCACCAGUGUUUCACGCACCGAAAGUGCACGGUGAAUAUGCUUCCCGUGCGCCCGAAAUGUGUGGCUUCUUCUGGUCGAUGUUCAAGGUGGAUGCGAGGGUGACUAUUACUGCAGUGUAGCUGACGAGGUGGGACGUGCCGCAGGAGGGUGUCGACAAAUAAUCGCGAUAAUGCUCAUUUUACGGUGAAUCAUUCGGCCCGCAGGUGUUGCUCCUUUUUAAGUUAUUGCUGUUACCGCAUCCGGUUAUGACUGAGUGCAUAAUUUCACUGUCAUGGACUAUAUGUGCAUGCCAUUGGUGCGUAUAUAGCAUAAGAUAAUCCACAUCUGUAAAGUAUCAUUGACAUGUCGCCACGGCAGGGCUUCAGCUGUUUCCUGCUUUUAAUUUUGACGCUUUGUUCGGAGCAUAAGGGCCUCUGGAUUGUCGGACUGGCUGCCACCUGGAGCUUUACAACGUUGCUCCUGGCCCUAAAGCGCAGCUAGCUCAUUGGAGAGCGUACGGCAGUUGUAUUCCGUUUGGGGUCGUCUGGGCUGCCGACAUCGAGGACCGAAUCGGAGCACUCCAACAGCAUGGCACAUCCAAUCAGCGCGUCGCACGCGCCGUGCCAGGCGAUUUCGGAAGUUACGGCCGUUCUGGCCGUAUAUCCAAACCGAU
Pollicipes pollicipes is the source of this 2561-nucleotide messenger RNA. RefSeq names its product zwei Ig domain protein zig-8. Gene Ontology annotation, cellular component: neuron projection membrane. The coding region runs from base 694 to 1497 and encodes 267 amino acids. The record is from RefSeq and is a predicted model, not a curated record. The transcript is spliced from 7 exons. NCBI's taxonomy places the organism in Eukaryota, Metazoa, Arthropoda, Thecostraca, Pollicipedomorpha, Pollicipedidae. Gene Ontology annotation, biological process: synapse organization.